This is a messenger RNA of Lethenteron reissneri (Far Eastern brook lamprey), 5894 nucleotides long. It is a transcript of the gene UTP25, whose product is annotated as UTP25 small subunit processome component. Gene Ontology annotation, biological process: maturation of SSU-rRNA from tricistronic rRNA transcript (SSU-rRNA, 5.8S rRNA, LSU-rRNA). NCBI's taxonomy places the organism in Eukaryota, Metazoa, Chordata, Hyperoartia, Petromyzontiformes, Petromyzontidae. Gene Ontology annotation, molecular function: rRNA binding; U3 snoRNA binding. Gene Ontology annotation, cellular component: small-subunit processome; nucleolus. The record is from RefSeq and is a predicted model, not a curated record.
UCAAGGCGCGUUCACCACCACCACGACCACGCGUGCGACACGUGGUGGCUGGGUGGGGAGUUGUGUUGGUUUCAGUCGUUCGCUCGUGUUUUUUUUCGUUCACAAUGAAGCGCCGUCGGGGAAUGAAGAGGGCGGACAUCGUCAAGUCGCUGUCCAAGCGCCAGCGCAAGCAUCUCAAGCAGUUCGGGGAGGAGCACCCGGUCACAGAGGGGGCUUCCAAGCGAGCGUUUUCUGAUGCUGCCCCUAAAGUGGAGACGCUUUUGGACGAGGGCGAGUCGAGCGCUUCAGACGAGGUGGACGAGGAGUUGGAGGCAGCAGCGGCGCCCUCACACUACCAGCAGCUAAUCGGCUUGCUGGGUGGCAACGAAGCCGAUCCCGAGACCAGCGACGAGGAGGAGGAAGAGGAGGAGGAGGAAGAGGAGGAGGAGGAGGAAGAGGAGGAGGAGAAGGGAGAGGGGGCAGUGUCACGCACACCGUCUCUGCAGGUCGACGAUUCCGCUGAGGAGGAGGAGGAGGAAGAUGAAGGGGAAGAUGAAGAGGAGGACGAUGUUCUCAGCACUGAUGCAGAAGAGGGCAGCACGGAAGCCAACCGAGGCGACGGUAAAGGAAAAGGGGGCAGCACAGACUCGGACGCUAGCAGCACCGACGCAGAGGAUGAAGCCGUCAAGGCGAAACUGGGCAGCACGAAAACCAAAAAUGGCGUCGCCAACUCAAAGGGGGGCAGCCGCAGCUUGAAGGCAGCGCAGCAGAAGGGGAAGAAGGAGGCACCGGGCAAGGAGUCGCCGGAGGUGGAGGCGGGCGACUUGGCGGGCUUCGAGGGCCAGUUUGUGGAUCGCGUGCACGCCAAGGCCUUCAGCCUGGACACGGUCGUCCCAGUCCAGAGUGGUGCGGAGGAGGAGGAGAAGGUGGAGGGAGACGUGAUGCAGGUGUCUUCAGAAGAUCCGUUCGUGCAGCACCUGGCGUACGAGCUGGAGCCGGGGGAGGUGAAGACGCUGCUCGACCGAGGCAACCGGAGUACGGAGAUCGUGAAGUGGCCGUGCCUCGGGCAGCUGCACUGCUCGUGGAGCCUGGAGAAGCAGGCCGGGGCCCCCCGCUUGGGGACAGGGGCAGCGCCGCUCGCCCUGCACCCCCCCCUCGAGCGCACGUGGAGACACGUGAACGCCCAGGCUCACGGCGACGGAAAGCCGGUGAAGCCAGACUCUCCUGCGCCGUUCUUCACGCCGCUGCAGCAGGAGCUGUGGUCGCUGUUCACGUCGUACCGCGACCUCUUCUACCCCGAGCGCUCGCCGCUGGGCUCCGGCGAGGACGUGCGCCGCCUCUACUGCCUGCACGUGCUCAACCACGUGCUCAAGGCCAACGGCCGCGUGCUCGCCAACAACGGCGUGCUGCAGCGGCGCGCCGAGCGGCGCCGCGAGGCCGAGAGCAGCAGACGAGGCCGCGGGGGGCGCAAGCGGAGAGGCGGCGGAGCCAGGAAGGACGUCGCCGCAGAGGGCGGUGCCGGACAACUUGAGGAUAAAGCGGAAGACACAAACGACGUCGAUGAUGAUGAUGAGUUCCGGGACCAGGGCCUCACCCGUCCGAAGGUGCUGGUGGUGGUGCCGACGCGCGACGCGGCGUGGCGUGUGGUGACCACGCUGGUGGCGCUGCUGGGUGGGGACGGCCGCGAGGGAGCGCCGCGCGUCGAGGUCAGCCACCGCGCUCGCUUCACCCGCGAGUUCGGCCGCGACCCCGGCGAGGAGCAGCCGCACAAUCUGCGCCGGCCCGACGACUACCUCGCCAUCUUCUCUGGCAACAACGACGACCACUUCCGCUUCGGGAUGGCGCUGCUGAAGCGAGGCGUGCGUCUCUACGCGCCAUUCUACGCGUCGGACGUGGUGGUGGCGUCGCCCCUGGGCCUACGCACGGUGCUGGGGGCGCCGGGGGAGGCGACGCGAGACUUCGACUUCCUCUCGUCCAUCGAGCUGCUCGUGCUGGACCAAACCGACGUCUACCUCAUGCAGAACUGGGAGCACGUCAUGCACUUGGCGGCGCACGUGAACCUGCAGCCGCUGGAGCCGCACGGCGUGGACUUCUCGCGCGUGCGGCCCUGGAGCCUGGACGGCCACGCGCGCCACUACCGCCAGACGCUGCUGCUGAGCGCGCUGCCCCACCCGCUGCUGCACGCGCUCGUGUCACGGCACGCCAGCAACUACCGCGGCCAGGUGCAAGUGAGGAACACUCCAUUGCUGGGCUCCAUCAGCCAGGUCGUGGUGCAGCUCCCGCACGUGUUUCAGCGAAUCGAGGCCGACAGCACCACUGAGAUUGCCAACGCCAGGUUCGCUUACUUCGUGGAGCACGUGCUGCCCCAGUACCGCGACGCCGUCAUGGCGCACACCAUGGUGUUCGUGCCGUCGUACUUCGACUACGUGCGCCUGCGAAACCACCUGGCGCGCGAGGGCGUGCGCGCAGCGCACGUGUGCGAGUACACGCCGUCCGUGCGCGUCGUGCGCGCCCGCAAGAGCUUCCUGCGCGGCGUGCGGCCCUUCCUGCUCUACACGGAGCGCUUCCACUUCUACAAGCGCUACUCGAUCCGUGGCGUGCGCCACCUCAUCUUCUACGAGCUGCCCACGUACCCGCACUUCUACAGCGAGGUGUGCAACAUGCUACGCGCGGCGUCGGCGGCCGACGCGGAGUCGCGGGCGGCCAACGCCGCGUGGACCUGCACGGUGCUCUACUCGCGCUACGAGGCGACGCGUCUGGCCGCCGUCGUCGGCGCCGCCCGCGCCGCUCACAUGCUCGCCUCCUCCAAGAAGACGCACCUCUUCGUCACCGGCGACGAUUCCUCCGCCGGCGUUGCCGCUGGGCAGGCCUGAUGACGGCUUCCACGUUUAAUAUGAAUAACAAAAACUUUGAGCUUACGUAGCUCUUUUUCAGAAGUGACCUGGCUAUCGCAAUUGAUAGCUCAACCAAAAUGGCUUCUCGUCACACGGAAAUUUAUAGCAGCGAAAUACUCGUGCGUGUUUGUAAAUGUGGAGGGAAAAAGCGGCCAAGGGAGAGAUGUCCCUUUCUGGUCGUGGUCGGGAGGCUCUGCGUCUGGCACUGCUACGAAGAGCUUGGGUUCAAGUUUAGGUUGAGGCUACCCACGAUUUCAACCAGAUUUUCUAAUUCACGGAAGCUCAUGGUUUCAUCCUGGUCACCAUUUAUUUUUUUAUCCCAUCGCGGUCAAUGUGGUUUGCAUUUAGUGUUCCAGAUUCCAGCUCUGAGAAUAGAAUAUUUCGAUUUGAAAUUCAUGCCCACAAUUGCCUCUUUAGCAGGACAUGAGAAGGUCCACCUCUUAUGAGGCGAUUUGACAAGACUUAAUUCAGAAAGUAGUUCCGUGAUCCCAUUUGCCCAUGGUCCGCUCGCUUUAAUUAUACGAUGGCGCUAGCAGCAAGAAAUUCGAAAUUUCAUCAAAUGACAAUCAUUCAUUAUUAAAAUUUUCACGCUCGUGGAUUGAACUUUAAGAGGCGCGGGAAAAUAGCGAAGUCUUCAGAUUCCGACAGAAGGACAACACCAACGCCGAUGUGUGGUCGAGUGAGAAGUAGAUUUAAUUCCAGGCGACGAGCUGCGACGGAGAAACGACGUUCGCCUCGUCCGGUUCGAGAGACGGGGCUUGACAUGGAGGCCACUGGGGGCAGAUCGGAGGUAGCGAGAUGGAACGUACGAUGAGAAAAGCGGAAGCUGAACCGUCUGAUUGAUAUCGAUGUCACAGUUGUCAUAGUUCAAAAAAGAACAAUGUUUUUCAAAUUAAAAUAACAUUUUUCCAGAUGGUCAACAAUGUGUUAAGGCUGGUUAAGCUGUACAAACUGUCAGUUACAUCUGUGCUGUCGUCAUUCCACUAUGAUCCACUGCUAAAUAAAGGCCUCCCCUAUGUUGUCAACGUUACAAGCUGGCUGUGGGGUGGGAGAUGCACAAUGGAUGACUGGUAUUGCUCAGUGACCAGGACGCAAACAUUUUUGAGGCCAAAACCGCGUUUUAUUGGGGACGUCCUUAAGGCAGUGGACAGAGAGCACACUGGCUUGGGGUACCCUGGCUACAGGGAAACACACCCUACUUAAAGUAGUGAGAGCUUGCCCGCUCGCAGCGUCAAGAGAACUCGUGUAGUCUCGCGCCGGUACAGCCUUGGGCCUGAAGGACAGCCUGCCUCUGGGAUAGACGCAGCGUCUCGUUCCAGACACUGUCUCCUCUCGGCUCCUUGGCUGCCUCUACAUUUUGCUGCUUGACUCCGGUUGUUGGCUGUGAGCAUUCCCCCAGCUUUGAGCGGCCACAUAGCACAAUUCGUCUUUGUAAGUGGCAGUUAUCCACCGUUCUUUAACAAAGAUCCCCCCCCCCCCCCCGUAUAGCCUGAACAAACUGUUGGGACAAGUGCUGUUAGCGAGCACCUAUGGAGGCCGGCAUGGCACACGAGGGGGUGGGUGGCCACCACCACGCUAGGCCGCCUUUGUCUCCCCAGUGGUGAUGUUUACACACCACACCAGGUACUCAUUUGAGGCCGAGUCGACCUAGGGGAGGGCUAUGACCAGUUCUGAUAACUGUCACUGGUGUUGGCUCUGAGUGGGAAUCGAGCUCGGGUCGAUGAGUUUGUAGCGCAGCGCGCUAACCGCUACACUACCACUCCCACCUUUCUUUAACCACAACACAUCUCAGUUCACACCCUUCUCAAGGUCAAAGUUCAUUAUACAAGUUUACCCGCUAUCGAGUUGUCUCUUCUCUCUUUGGAACAGCAACAGCGGCUCCUAAAGUAGGCUUUGGAAAAAAAAUGUAUAUUGCAAUAUGCUCCUCCAUCACACAAUGCUGCGGAAACAGAGUUGCAUGCAAGAAGGUUUUCAGAAAUCACCGAGUGUUUUACAUGAAAUGGAGCGAGGUCCUCUGAGCUGCAGACCGAAGCCUCACUUUUAUAUGGUUCUAGCCAUGAUUAAUUUAGGAGCACCUGCAAUCUAUUAUUCCUAGAAUCAUAACUGGAGAUGGGCACUUACAAUGCCAGCUGUUUAAUUGCCUACAAAUCCCCGAUCCGCCCCCAAUAAUCUGUCAAUGCACCGUUGUGGUCACAGCUCAAUAAAAUCUGUUUGUAAUUUCCAUUUAAAGGUAGUUUCUUUUGUCGGUCUACUUUGUAAGAGCUUUUGUUUUUCAUUCUGUCCCUCAACGGUCCACAUAGGGUCAUAGGCGAGCCAGUGUCUGCCCUCUGGUCCAGUCUGUCACGGUCCCACAAUGUCACUGCUCGGGCAACGCAAGUCGGCCCUGGACACAAAAUGAACAGCAAAAUAAAUCAAACUCGAGGUAAAAAAUGUAAUGCGUAUAAAUAAUAUUAAAAUAUAUUUCAAAGUUAACCGUAAACCCUUAAAAGGAAUAAAAACAUUAAGCGCUUUGAUGAGACGUAACUUUUGAGAAUAAAAUAGGAAAAUACUGGGAGGAACAUUGCUUUUUAGCUGAUAUUCUGAGUGCCGCUGGUGAUACAUCAUGUUGGACAAAUGUGUAGUUGGGAGGGGGGGCCUGUAUGAUUGUUACCUGUGUUCAGAAUGGUUUUCAGAGCUGAGAUGUAAAAACAAAUUGAGCAACGUGUACUGAUGCCAGGUGAUGCCUUCCAGAUGAAUCCCCCAGUAUAACGAUGCUUUGACAGUGCAAGAGAGAGAGCGACGUGGCAUUGAUUCUGUUAAAGUAUCCGAGGUGGUGCUCUCAUAUCAAUAAAAAAUUAACCCGUAAAAACAAAGUUUUUCACUAUAAAUCCUUUAUAUGCAUGGCAUCGGGGUGGCUAGAGUCCUCUCGUCCUCUGGCUUGAGAUGGCUGCCACCUAUGGGUCAGAUGAUUGUCUGCCACCAUUAAGCAAUUGGUAAUUAAAUAUUUAAAAAAAUUCCCCUAAACAGUGUAAAAUUUGGGAA